This is a messenger RNA of Ciona intestinalis (vase tunicate), 1934 nucleotides long. RefSeq names its product platelet-activating factor acetylhydrolase. Gene Ontology annotation, molecular function: 1-alkyl-2-acetylglycerophosphocholine esterase activity. NCBI's taxonomy places the organism in Eukaryota, Metazoa, Chordata, Ascidiacea, Phlebobranchia, Cionidae. The record is from RefSeq and is a predicted model, not a curated record.
CGUGAAAUUUGUAAACAAACACUCACGAGUUACGCCCUGUGACUGUGUGUCUUAAGAUUGCAUAAUACUAACGUUAGGCUACGUGGCUAUUUUGCGAAUAAAUACGCAGUAGCAGCAGAAAUGUGUUCAUUACAAAGUUUUAAACUUACGAGUACGUUCGCUAAAUUAUCAACAACCUAUUCAGCAUUGUUAAGAAUCGUGCGAAAAUGAGACAAUUGCCCAAACCAUCUGGACCGUUUCAAGUUGGCAGUUUUGACAUAACAACAAAAUAUGGUGAAGACCGUUGCUUAUUUCGUAUGUAUUACCCGACUAAACAAUUCGAUUCGGCCUUUACUGAAGGCCCGUUAUGGUUUCCCUGCCACGAAUAUGCUGCAGGCUUUACGAACGUUAUGAAAAUACCUUCGUUGUCUCGACUUUUUGGAUGGUUCUUUUCCGGGUUACGGAUACCUGUGGCCUGGAAUGGCGAUCUGCAGAUGCCAAAAAGUGUUGACAAGCUGCCAGUAGUUUUGCUUUCCCAUGGCCUGGCCUGCAACAAAACUACUUGCAGUAAUGUAUGCACUGAUCUAGCCUCGUAUGGAACACUGGUUGCUUCCAUUGAGCAUUCAGAUAAAUCGGCUUCUGCAACUUAUUAUUUCGAAGAAAAGGAAAACGAAGUGGGUGAGAAAAUAGUGGAAAAGAAAUGGCUUCAAUACCAUAGGGUAAGUGGAGGGGAGCCUGCUGAGCAAGAACAUCGAAACAAACAAGUUCGCCACCGAGCGGCAGAAUGUUGCAAAAUUCUCGACACUCUGCAACUUUUGAACGAAGGCAAUUUGAAAACUGUUGAAGGAAAUGAGAACCUUUAUCAGUUCAAAAAUGCCCUCGACCUCGAAAAAUGUGCAGUUCUGGGACAUUCUUUUGGAGGGGGAACGGCAGUUGCUACAUUAUCAAUGGAUGAACGAUUCAAAGUCGGGAUUGGGUUAGACUCCUGGAUGUAUCCUCUUGAUCAGAAGAUCUACACCAACAUCAAAUCUGUUCCUUUUCUGUUCAUCAACAGCGAGAAUUACCAAUGGGCUGAAAGUGUUGAAGACAUGAGAAAAUUGGAUUCGGACACCUUUGACAUAGAAGCGGAGAGAAAAAUUAUCACGUUGGCUGGAACCUCUCAUUUGUCUCAGACUGACUUUGCUCUUUUUGUAAAGUCUCGUUUUAUUGCAAAGCUUAUUCAUUUCACAGGAACAGCAGAACCUCUUGGAGUCGCGAAACUAAACAACGAGAUAGUCCGCGCUUUUAUCGGAAAACAUCUCGGACUUGAGUUCGGAAGAGACUUGGAGAGCUUGAUCCAAGAAAAUGAGGAUGGCAUUAUCAGAGGAUCAAAUCUUAAACUGGAUGAAAGCAAGAUUGAGGAAUCAAAAGAAGCGUUGAGAGAAUUGAAACGAAAUGAACUCUAAAAAAAGAAAUAAAACAUUCGUCCAAGAAGCAAAAAAAAGCUUUAUUAUAAUUAAGAAUUCUCCAUUGAUGCAUCCGAGAACACUCUUCAGCAUGAAUAUAUAGUUUUACAAAUCCUUGCACUAUUUUUCUCUUCUUCACUAAAACUUCAUUAUCACAAUCAGCUAUUGCACUAAGAAUGUUUUACACAGCAUAUUUUUAAAUUCUUUAAUAUAUGCAUUAAGAUACGAUGCCAUUUGGUUGCCCUAUGUAAUGAACCUUAUAUUGCCGGUGUUUUCAGGUUUUAUUUUGUAACGUUACCUCGCAUUAACAAUAUACCUUGCUUUUACAAAAUGCUAACACCUUUAUAAUUAUGUAACCGUGUAUCUCCUGUAUUACAUCAUAAUGUUGUAUGUAACACAACAUACCUCAUUGUGAUGUCAUGCUUUUUUGUUAUUUUGCACUGCUAACAUUAUGCUCUGCGAGUUACCUACAAUGUUGUUUUUACUAACAAACUUGUUUCAUGUAUACAG